AUGGCCUCGGUGCCUCUACUCCUACCCACCCAUCCACCGCCAUCUAACGACAUGCCUAUGACCAAUGGUCACGCCGAUGGGGUCGACUCGAGUCUACCGAGACCGUCACCUCAGCCCACACGCGACGAGAGCGAGCUACCUGACGCGGACGAUAUUCCUACCCACACCAUAUCAUCACAUGCCGCUCCACAAGACGAAGCACAUUCGGAUGACGAUGCCAUACAUGACAUGGCAACAUCGUCACUUGAUGAGGAUGAAGACGCGCCCGGCGAGGACGACGCAGACUUUGACGAGACCACGCCUCCUCCCGGUCAGACCGAUGCAAUGGACCACGACAGAUCAUCGUCCGAGUCUAGUUCGAGGCCCGGGAAGCGGAAAGUCGAUGUCGACGACGAGGAGUAUAUGAAGCAGAACCCAGAGCUCUAUGGCCUGCGGAGAAGUGGCCGAGCACGACCUACACGUCGAGUGGUCGAUAGUUCCGAUGAAGAUGACGAUGAUGAGGACGAUGUUAACAACGGCAGAAGGCGGAAACGCCAAAGGGUCGCCGGCAGCAGAGCACCUUCCGUUCCUCAAGUUCGAGAGUCCUCCCGAGUCGCUUCCUCAGCUGGUUCCGGGUCAGAAGAUGACACCUACGGCGGUGAACGCGGCCGUACGUUCGCGAAGAAGCACAGACAAAAGAUGCAAGCUGUCGCCUCCGGCAGUGGCACACCGCAGUUGAGCGAAGUGCGCUUCUCGUCAAGACGAGCUGCAAAGGUGACGAACUACAAUGAGGCCGAAGACGAUCUCGGCCUCAGCGAGGAGGACACCGAAGCCACACCCAAUCACUACUAUGUCGAGGACAACACGCCGGCUAUUGACGUUGUGCUGAACCACCGGCUGAAGGAGGAUGCGGUCGAAUCGAGCAAUCCUGAAAAGCACGACUACGAGUUCUAUAUCAAAUGGCAAGGCCAAGCACACUAUCACGCAACAUGGCACCCAUGGGCAGAGCUUUCCUCAUAUAAAGGCUUUCGACGACUGGAGAACUACUUUCGCAAGGUCGUCAAGGCCGAAUUCAGCUUGACUCACGAUCCGGAUGCCGCAAUAGAGGACCGAGAACGAUGGAACCUCGAUCGCGAAGCCUACCUCGACUCUCUCAACGAUUACAAGCAGAUUGAGCGUGUCAUCGGAGCAAGAGACGGCGAAGAAGGCACCGAAUAUUUCGUCAAGUGGAAGGGCUUGUUCUACGACUCAUGUACGUGGGAGACGGAGACACUCGUUAGCCACGAGGCGCAGACCGAGAUCGAUCGCUACCUUGACCGAUCUGCGAAGCUGCCCUUCUCUGAUCGUAACGAGUCCAACCCGAAUACUCGUGCUGCCUACAAGCCUUUCAGGUCACAGCCGAGCUACAUCAAAGGUGGUGAGCUCAGGGAGUUCCAGAUCCAUGGUCUGAACUUCUUGGCCCAUCAUUGGUGCAAAGGCAACAAUGUCAUCCUGGCAGACGAGAUGGGUCUCGGCAAGACGGUGCAGACUUGUGCCUUUAUCAACUGGCUGAGGCAUGAUCGGCGACAGCAAGGGCCAUUCAUCGUGGUCGUUCCGCUGUCCACCAUGCCCGCAUGGGCCGACACCUUCAACAACUGGACACCAGAUGUCAACUAUGUUGUCUACAACGGCAACGAGGCUGCUCGUAAGAUCAUACGCGAGUAUGAGCUGCUGGUCGACGGCAACACGAAGAAGGUCAAGUUCAACGUCCUGCUCACAACGUACGAGUACAUUCUGGCCGACGCCACCUUCCUGUCACAAUUGAAGUGGCAAUUCAUGGCCGUGGACGAAGCCCAUCGAUUGAAGAACCGCGAAUCACAACUUUACGCAAAGCUUCUGGACUUCAAUGCUCCCAGCAGACUCCUCAUCACUGGCACGCCCAUGCAGAAUACGCUUGGUGAGCUCUCCGCAUUGAUGGACUUUCUCAUGCCUGGCAAGAUCCACGUCGAAGAGAACAUCGACUUGACCUCGGAACACGCCAGCAGAAAACUUGCCGAGCUCACUGAUGCCAUCUCGCCGUACAUGAUUCGACGCACCAAGCAAAAGGUCGAGAACGAUCUGCCUCCCAAGACGGAGAAGAUCAUUCGUGUCGAGCUGUCCGAUGUGCAGCUUGAGUACUACAAGAACAUCCUCACACGCAACUACACAGCCCUCAAUGCUGGUGCGAAAGCUGGAAAGACUUCCCUCCUCAACAUCAUGAUGGAACUCAAGAAGGCCAGCAAUCAUCCUUUCAUGUUCCCAAAUGCUGAAGAGCGCCUACUGGCUGGCAGCGAGAGUCGAGACGAUUUGCUCAAAGCAAUGAUCACUUCAAGUGGCAAGCUGAUGCUUCUUGACCAGCUGCUCACGAAAAUGAAGAAGGACGGUCACCGAGUCUUGAUCUUCAGUCAGAUGGUGAAGAUGUUGGACAUCCUCGGCGACUAUCUCACCCUUCGUGGCCACCAAUUUCAACGACUGGACGGCACCAUCGCCGCCGGACCGAGGCGUAUGGCCAUCGAUCAUUUCAACGCACCUGACAGCCAGGACUUUACCUUCCUGCUAUCGACUCGUGCUGGUGGUUUGGGCAUCAACCUCAUGACUGCUGACACUGUCAUCCUGUUUGACUCUGAUUGGAAUCCGCAAGCCGAUUUGCAAGCCAUGGCUCGCGCUCAUCGAAUCGGUCAGAAGAAGCCUGUUACCAUCUACCGCUUUGUGUCCAAGGACACCGUCGAGGAAGAAGUUCUUGAGCGCGCUCGCAACAAGCUCAUGUUGGAGUUCAUCACCAUUCAACGAGGUGUGACCGACAAGGAUGCUCGCGACCUUGGCGAACGCAUGAAUCGUGUUGGUGCUAGCACUGCGGAGCCGACAUCGUCAGACGACAUCUCUCAAAUUCUCAAGAAGCGUGGUGAGAAGAUGUUCGAACAGUCUGGAAACCAACGCAAGUUGGAGGAGCUUGACAUCGACGCUGUUCUCGAGAACGCCGAGGAGCACAAGACCGAGCAGCCAGAAGGCAUGACUACUGACGGUGGCGAAGAGUUCUUGCGCAGCUUUGAGUAUACGGAUGUCAAGAUCGACCUUGAGUGGGACGACAUCAUCCCCAAGCACGAGCUCGACAAGAUCAAAGAAGAGGAGCGCAAGAAGGAAGAAGAGCAGUAUCUCGAAAGCGUCAUCGAAGCCAACCAGCCUAGAAAGCGAAAGGCCGCCGGAGAUGACGGUCGAGAACAACGAGCAGCGAAGAAGCGUGCUCGUGACAUGAUGCCGCAACCUGAGGAGGGUGAUGAUGAUGCCGAAGACUCUGAUCCCGGUGCUGACCCUAAGCGGCCACUAGGUGAGAAGGAAUGCCGCCACCUCAUCAGAGCCUAUGAGCGAUUCGGUGCCAUGGCUGAAAGGCAAGAUGAGAUCAUCAAAGAGGCUAGACUGCUCGGGCGAGAUGUCGAUACCGUGAAGAACACCCUCCAAGACAUCAUCGACACCGCGAUCCGCAUGCAGAAAGAGCAUGCUGACCACUUGUUGGAGGUCGAGCGAUCCACGAACAAGGCCGUGACGAAGAAGGAGAAGAAGGCAGUACUGUUCGACUUCCGCGGCGUCAAGCGCCUGAAUGCCCAAACCCUUACCGAGCGCCCGGAAGAAAUGCGCAUGCUACGCGACUGCAUUGCUCAGGUGCCCGACUGGAGAAUGUUCAGAGUCACUGAGGCGUCCAAGCCUGCGUCGUAUACUUGCGAGUGGGGUGCUAAAGAAGACGGGAUGCUCUGUGUUGGCAUCGCGAAGCACGGCUAUGGUGCAUGGGUGCCUAUUCGUGACGAUCCCGAGCUCGGUCUUACUGACAAGUUCUACCUCGAAGAGCACCGCGUCGGUGCCAAGGAGGAGCGAACGAAGGGCGGCGAAGAAAGCAAAGUGGCCAAGUCUCCAGGAGCCGUCCAUCUGGUCCGUCGAGCGAACUACCUUAUCAGCGUACUCAAAGACAAGACCAGCAACGGCACUAACCUGCAGGCCAAGAAGGCGCUCGAGAACCAUCAUCGAAACAACAGGAAGCAUCUCGGUCAGUAUCACGGACGUAUUUCUACUCCAGGACAAUCUGGAAGUCCUGCACCGGACAGACGCCAUAAGAUGCAUCAGUCCGACAUCCGCAACAGUAUGGAUCGUCGUGGCGGACAAGGUUCUCCGAAUGGCCAUGCUGGUCAUCGCAAGUCGGACAGCAGACACCGAAUGUCCGAGGAACGCAGACCGGGCCAUCACCGUAACGGUAGCUCACCGAUGGUGACGAACGGCGCCUCUCACAGGCAGCUGUCUGAGUCCGAGCAGCGUAUCCGCAAGAUCUUGGACCCAAUCAGCAGCGCUCUCGCGAAGGUUAACGGAGCGACGAAGAAGAAGAUUCCUGAUGACGAUGAGCGGCUGAAGAUGAUCAAAGCGGGCCUACUGACCAUCGGCAACCAUAUCAAUGGACAAGUGCGCAGCAACGGCCAAGCAUCUAUGGAAGACAAGAUGUGGGACUAUGUGUCUGAACACUACUGGCCUCAGUCCAAGUCGAGUGACAAGCGGGUGUCAGGUCGCAAGCUCCGAGACAUGUACAAGAAGAUUUCUGGCAAAGACAGCGCUGCGGCUGCGUCGAAGACUACCCCGGUCAAGCCCAACCCAGCUCCGCCUGCCGCGGCAUCAUCUUCGACCAACGGUAGCGCCACGAUCACGAAGUCCGAGGCUGCGCUGGACGAACCAGCUAAGCCGGCAACAGUAACAGAGCCUAAGGAGGUCAAGGCAGAGAAUGUUGCCCCGCCAGAAGUCAAGGCUCAGUCGCCAGAAGCUACGACUGGCAUAAAGCCGGAGAUGAAUGCCGCAGCAGAGGCUCCAGCGAAUGAUGCGCCGUAG
Fulvia fulva is the source of this 4857-nucleotide messenger RNA. Its product is annotated as Chromodomain helicase hrp3. Gene Ontology annotation, biological process: nucleosome organization; regulation of transcription by RNA polymerase II. Lineage: Eukaryota; Fungi; Ascomycota; Dothideomycetes; Mycosphaerellales; Mycosphaerellaceae. Gene Ontology annotation, molecular function: ATP hydrolysis activity; ATP-dependent chromatin remodeler activity; chromatin binding. Bases 1 to 4857 code for a protein of 1618 amino acids. The record is from RefSeq and is a predicted model, not a curated record. Gene Ontology annotation, cellular component: nucleus; chromatin. The transcript is spliced from 7 exons.